Corapipo altera (White-ruffed manakin) is the source of this 1811-nucleotide messenger RNA. RefSeq names its product intestine specific homeobox (gene ISX). The transcript has 5 exons. Gene Ontology annotation, biological process: regulation of transcription by RNA polymerase II. The record is from RefSeq and is a predicted model, not a curated record. The coding region runs from base 1 to 921 and encodes 306 amino acids. Gene Ontology annotation, molecular function: RNA polymerase II transcription regulatory region sequence-specific DNA binding; DNA-binding transcription factor activity, RNA polymerase II-specific. Lineage: Eukaryota; Metazoa; Chordata; Aves; Passeriformes; Pipridae.
AUGAUGGACCCCCGGGGCUGUGCUGGACAGGGGAAGCCCAGCCUGUCCUUUUCCAUUGAGGAAAUCUUAAAGAAACCUUCUGCCAGCACUGUCCUAAGCAGUGAAACCAGGAAGAGAAGGAACUACACUGAGAGAUCUCCAUCCCUAAAAGCAGGGUCACCACUAGCUGUUGAUUCCAGCAGCAGGAGUCGGUUAGAAUGUGACUUACCUUCAGCCAAAAUGCUUCUCUCCACCACAUGUGCUACACCCAUUGCCAGAGCAAAGAGAGUGCAGGCAACUCACUGCGGAAGACCUAGAGAUAGCCCAGUGUCCCUUCUGGGUGAGGACAUAGGACGUGAACACCUGGAAGGCAAAAGAAAACAUGAAGAAGAGGAAGAGCAGCUGUGUGAUUUCCCAGUGGACCACCCACUUCAUGUUGAGAGGAAAGGGAAACGGAGAAUCCGGACAACGUUCACAGCUGAGCAGCUCCAGGAACUGGAGAGGAUUUUCCAAGUGACUCACUACCCAGAUGUCCAUAUUCGCAAUCAACUGGCAGCAAAGAUAAACCUCCCAGAAGCCAGAGUUCAGAUCUGGUUCCAGAAUCAGCGAGCAAAGUGGAGGAAACAUGAAAAAUUCAGCAACUUUGGUGGCCUUCAGCAUCUUACAGAAGUUGAUUUCAUUCCUGCCCCCAAGUCAGAUUUUACAGCUCCAAGCUUGAUGCCAAGAAAGCUCUCUGCUUCCUUUCCUGCUAUGGGAUACUACUCACCGCUGCAAGGACAGCUGACAACUGCCUGGCUGCCCAGCACGUUCUCCUUCUCUCCCCACCACAUGGAGCUGCUGCCCUUCCCAAAACCGUACUUGGUCUUCAAUGUCCUUCCCCCUUACGGCUCGUCACUACCCCACAAGUUGGAAAGGAGCAGGAUCUGCGCCAGCUCCACAUAGAGGAGGAUGUGGGGGAGUGGGGGACUUUGGGGGCGUGCCUUCCUCCCCCACACCCAUUUUGGAGGUGUGCAAUUCCUCUCCCCGAACAAACCUGCUGGGAUGAUGGGUGGCUGUGGUGCAAGGUCAGCAUGCUGCAAGACUGCUACCAAAAGUUGCUGCGACCUAGAGAAUGUGGGCAAGAGCCACCAAAGACCAGGAAGGAGCUCCUCAUCUGCCUGAGGAGCAGCACGCUCCCUAGAAACCCAACCAUUCAACUGAGGGCCUCUCCCCAGGGCGGACAGUGCACCAAGCAGCCCUGCAAAAGGACUCAGCCAUGAGACAACGUUGGACCUAUCGCACUGAUGAUGGCUUGGGGAAGGACAGAUGCCUGUGAUAAAGUGUACACAGCCCCAAGGUCCAGCCAAAAGGCUUUACUCUGCAGAUUUGGGUCGCUUUCCUCAUACAUUCUGGUCCUCAUGGACUGGAGGUUGCAAAGAACAUGUUUAGGUCAAAAAUCAAACUUUCAAGAUACUUUUUUUUUUCCAAGUAGUCAAUGAGGGAGGAGGGUGGGUUUGAUCUGCUGUCUGUGUUUUUGACUUGAAUAAAAGGGCACAAGCACAAUUUGAGCUGAAAUAUGACAGUCUGAGCUCUGGAUUUGGUACUGUGAGUCUCUGGGGGCAAGAGAAUUCUUCAGCUGGUUAAUUAAAAUGCUUAUGAAGAAGCUUCUCAUUUUUUGACCUGAAUUAAGAAAGCUCCAAAACCCCAUCAGAAACAAUAACAAAAAGAGACAGCCUGAGUUUAAUCUGCUAGCUGUAAUAGGAUGAUAUGACCCCACAGUUUAGUUUAAUUGUAGAUAAAUAAUGAGAUUGGCCUGCCCACUUACAAAAUGUCUCUGUGCCUUAUUAUUUACA